Molecule: messenger RNA, 2116 nt
Organism: Xenopus tropicalis (tropical clawed frog)
Lineage: Eukaryota; Metazoa; Chordata; Amphibia; Anura; Pipidae
Gene: elk4
Product: ETS transcription factor ELK4
Exons: 5
Coding region: 97-1323 (408 amino acids)
Biological process (GO): regulation of DNA-templated transcription; regulation of transcription by RNA polymerase II; DNA-templated transcription
Cellular component (GO): nucleus
Molecular function (GO): sequence-specific DNA binding; DNA binding; DNA-binding transcription factor activity
Source: RefSeq, a predicted model, not a curated record
AGGUUUGGUGGGCCCCAGCUCCGCCCGCGGGUGACAGUGCGAUGACAUGGGGUAGCCUUGGACCGGCGAGCGGUGACCCAAGAGCGGAUACUUGCUAUGGACAGUGCUAUUACUUUGUGGCAGUUCCUUCUCCAGCUCCUUCAGGAGCCACAUCACAACCAACUGAUCUGCUGGACGUCGAAUGAUGGAGAGUUCAAACUUCUGCAAGCUGAAGAAGUGGCCAGAUUAUGGGGAGUCCGCAAAAACAAGCCCAGCAUGAACUACGACAAGCUAAGCCGAGCACUUCGCUAUUACUAUGUAAAAAAUAUAAUCAAGAAGGUAAAUGGACAAAAGUUUGUAUAUAAGUUUGUCUCUUAUCCUGACAUUCUCACUAUGGACCCACUUACUUUGGCUCGUGGAGAAGGUGAGACUGAGUGUCGUCCUCCUGAUACUGUUGCCUGCCUGAACCGAGACAAGGAGAACUAUGGCAAGGAGAGAAUUCCAGUGCCUCCCGCAAAAUCCUCUGGACGCAAUGACUACAUUCACUCUGGUCUUUAUACCUCUUUUACUCUUAACUCAUUGAACACAGCUGGAGUAAAGCUCUUUAAAGCUACACAAGUGGAAAAUCUCAGUGAGAAGAAAAGUGUUCAGGAAUCUCCUUUAUCUGUGAUAAAAUUUGUGACAACACCAACCAAGAAUCCUGAGCCACCACCUCAGUUUCAGUCUCUCCCACCUCCACCUCCUGACCCCCAUGAGAAACCAGCAGAGCCUCUACCAGAAAUUCCUGUAAAAUCCACGAUAUCACCCCUUGUCUCUUCAGUUUCCGAGCCCACAGAUUCAACAUCACCAGCAGUAGAAAUUGAGGUUAAUGCUCAACUGGAAUCUGAAACUUCUCAAUCUCUGGAUUUUUCGCAUGAUGUUUCCAUUGAUGAUCCAGAUCCAGAACCUGAACAGGAACUUGAGCAGGAAACCUAUGUACUCGAUGUAAAAAGCACCUCAAAGUCAAAAAAGCCAAAGGGGCUUGAGUUGGCUCCCACUGUGGUUAUCACCACAAGUGAUUCCAACCCUCUGGGAAUCCUUAGCCCUUCACUGGGGACAGCUUCUCUAACACCUGCAUUUUUUUCCCAGACUCCUAUUCUGCUGACCCCUAGCCCCUUGUUGUCCAGCAUACACUUCUGGAGCACACUGAGUCCAGUGGCCCCUCAUAGCCCUGCCAGAUUACAUGGAGCAAGCACUCUGUUUCAGUUUCCAUCUGUGUAUAACAGCCACAUGCCGUUCACCUUAUCAAGUUUCGACAGCCCAACCACACCUGGACCUUUUUCUCCUGAUCUUCAGAAGUCCUAGCAGAAACCUUGUAAUAUCAGAGCAAACAUGAAAAAACAUGUAGGGUGGGAUGUACUAGAAAAAGAAAAAGUUAUAUAUUCAUAAAGUAGUAAAUAUCAGUUGCCACAAGUAGAAAAAGAAUCGUACUGAAUUUAGGGACACCAUGUUGCUGAAAAUGUUAUCGAGAUCAAUUGCACUUGGAAAAAAAGUCAACUAUGAAUCAGGUGACAACACAAAGUCAGUAGGAGCCUACUGCCUUGUUGUCCUGACUAGUUUUUAAUUUCUUCAUCAGAUCAGUUACUUUUGGUUAAAUAAUAAAACUCCUUAGCUGUUUUUUGCCUUUUAAUAAACCUGUUUACCAGGAGAAGGAUGCAGUUUGGAACAAGUUGGAACCUUUGAAGAAUUGAAACACCUCAAGCAUAAUUCAAGGAUCAGUCAAGGUCCAUUUUGACUCAGGUGGAGGUACUGUUCAAUUUUCAUUUUUUUUAAGAGAAUCUAAAGCACUUAAACAUAUACUGUAAUAGGCCAAAGGGAAACAGUGGACUUAUGCUAUACUCAAGAGCCAUGUCAGCCAUGUUUGUACUGCCACCUAAAAUCCUAGUAAUGUUGCCCAGCUGGCUAUGAUCUAACUUAACUGUAGCCACAAAACAGGCAUCUAGUGCAAUUCUUAAUAGUGCAGUAUCUCCAAGUCCGGAAUUAUUUUAUUGUAUAUACAAAAAUAUAUAUGGUUAAAUAAAAUCAUACAUUUUGUCAUUAGAUGGUUUAAGAAAAACUCUUAAAUGGCUCUCACAUAAACCAACUGUUACAUUCAAUA